This is a messenger RNA of Linderina pennispora, 1269 nucleotides long. RefSeq lists its product as uncharacterized. Gene Ontology annotation, molecular function: amino acid transmembrane transporter activity. Gene Ontology annotation, biological process: amino acid transmembrane transport. NCBI's taxonomy places the organism in Eukaryota, Fungi, Kickxellomycota, Kickxellomycetes, Kickxellales, Kickxellaceae. The annotation marks the transcript as partial. The transcript is spliced from 8 exons. The record is from RefSeq and is a predicted model, not a curated record.
CGACGGCACGUCAAGCUGCCCCUGAAUGCAAAGCCCACCAACAAUCCCCACCUGCAAUGUAAUGCAAACAAACCCGCCACCUCAAUACCUGUGCCCACUGACCGCCGGCCUGCCAGCAUAUCUGGGAGUCUCUCGCGGCCACUGAGCUUCUGCUAUCCCGCGUUCUGCGCAAUGUCGCCGACGCCGACGACAGCGACUCGUCUCGUCAACAUUCACCGGAAGAAGCUGGAGAAGGCGGAAAUUGCGCGGCGCCUGAAGCGGCACCUGGUCACGCGUCCUGCCAGCAGCAAGCAGCGUGAUUCGGUGUCGUCGAACAUGCGCGCCGGGUCGAUUGGUUACACCAGUAUCAACGACUACAGCGGGUACGCAGGUGACACCAACGAGUACUAUGACGACGACAACGACGACAUUGACGACACAAACCGCGAGGUGGUUGACCCUACGCUGCCGUCGGGCGACAUUACGCACCAAAUUUACCGCUGGCAGAAGCAGCAGCAACAACAGCAAAGCAAUAGUGAGGCGCCCCUGGCGGAGGAUGCUCGCAGAGACUCGGUCAGCAGACGUCGGUCGUUUUCGGGAUGGGACUCCGACUCGGAGUGGAAUCUGGGAUACACCCGUGAUCAGAUCAACUUCAUGCAGGAGCGCGCUGGCCGCCAAGGACUCGCGCCGCCGGGGCUGUUGACCGAGAGUUUCAUCGACUUUAUUGCUCUGUAUGGCCAUUUGCCGGCGGACGAAGAGUACCUCGACAGCCGGGCAGGGGAUGAGCGCACACCGCUGCGACGGACAGCCAGCAGCCUGCAGUCAUCGGCGUCAAACAAGAAGGCGUUCUUUUUGCUCAUGAAGGCGUUUGUCGGUACCGGCGUUCUGGUUCUUCCCCGUGCAUUCUACAAUGGCGGAUUGCUGACGUCGUGUGUGCUGAUGAUAUGCGUCGCAGCGUACGCCUGGCACUGCAUUCUCCUGCUGGCCGAGGUGUAUCUGAAGGUUGGCGGCAGCUACAUAGCGGUAACCGCAUCGAUUGUGCUGGCGCAAAUUGGCGGGUGCUGCGCGUACACCAUUUUCGUCGCGCAAAACUGGCGCAACGUGUUUAACACGCUGACAGGCUGGUUGUUUGUACCGUUGGCGAUGAUCCGGCAGAUCAGGUACUUUGCGCCGGUUGCCAUGGUUGCCAACAUCCUGAUCAAUGGUUCGGCGCCCAUCAUGCAUUACAAUCCGGUGCGGUUCCCACUGCUUGUGGGCACCGCCGUGUACUCGUUUGAGGGCAUAACGCUU